CGGUACUUACAGUAGAAGCCCCGUGCGUCCCGUCAUGCUCUGCUUUUCGUAAUUAACGUUUUAGCUAGCAUAACUUCCUCACCUUGGGUACCAAUAUCAGCUUGUUCUUUCGUGUUUUCUUCGUCGAAAACCAAUUCAAAACAGCCCCCAAAAUCUCCAAAACCAAGUCCCAUGACCAGAACUCGGUCACUUUCAAUUUUGCCCCAUCCCACUGCGCCGCGCGAAUUUUAAAAUGAUCAUUCUACGUUUACACGGAUUGUAACUUCCAGCUCGAUCAGCUACGUUUUUUGAUCGUUGUGUGGGGCAGUUUUGAGCUACUUUUUUUCCAAUCCCAUUGAGCAAACUUCAUUUGUGCAUGCAAUGAAAGAUACAUGAACAUUCCGGGAAAAAGCGGGAAAUGACAUCAUUUAUUAUGAUAACAACAUGGCACUCGGCGCCAACCUCGUUCCCAGGGUCCUCUCUCUACCUCGAGAAAGUAUCGAGGUAGAGAGGGGACCCUGGGAACGAGGUUGACUCGGACGUAGAUUGCACCUUGCAUGUCGUCAUCUGACUAGCUACGAUUCAUUUCGUUUGUCCUUCCGUAUCAUUUAAAGUUUUGAAGCACAAUAGGGUGCGGAUAAUAAUUGUCCUAACUAUGUGAAGGAUUCUAGUAGUUUUAGUCCAAAACUAACCUUUUUUCGUGACUAACUCUUGACGGGCACGCGAAUUACUUGUGACGGUCCCGAGACGGUCAUUAGCUUUGAAAAAAGUCACGCCAACCGUUGACUGAACCUCAUCGGCCAAAACUUGAUUUUUAGAUAGCUUUAGAUGGAAGGCUUAUUACUGAAUCGUGAUAACUGCGAACAAGGAAGUUUCAAACGCGUUUUCAAACCGAGAGAAACGCCCCACCAUCCAUGCGAUGUUACUCUGGUUGUCAAUGGUGGGAAAGUAGAAUUUAAAGCUCAUGGAGAUGUUCUUUCAGAGGCAAGUCUUUUCUUUCAAAAGCUGCUAGACAGCGACAUGAAGGAGUCUAAAGAAGGUAUAGUUCGGUUGGAGUUGUUUAGCGAGGCUGUUAUGGCGGCAACACUAGAGUUUAUUUACACCGGAAAUACUCAGAUAUCCACUCUAGAGAUUGCUGAAGGCCUAAUAGUUUUGGCUGAUUAUUUGUUUCUUCCAAAACUCAAAACUCUCGCCAAGCGGGUUGCAGUAAAUCUAAAGACGUUGAAUGUGUCGAACUGCAUUUCAAGUUACCAUUUUGCGGAAAUAUACCAAUGCGAGGAACUUCUUUCGAAGGCCAGACAGUUCAUCUUUUCAAAUUUCACCACCGUGGCAAAAACAGAAGAGUUUAUGAAUAUGUCGAGCAAACGAAUUGAAAUGUGGAUUUCAAGCGAUGAGAUAGAUAUUAGUGCAGAGGAAGAUGUAUUUAAGAUCAUUCUAAGAUGGAUUAAUCGUGACAAAACUGAACGAAAGAAACAGUUCGCCGAAUUAUUUCGACACGUUCGCCUUGUUUAUGUCACGCGUGACUAUCUACAAAGUGAUGUCGUGACGAAUGAGCUCGUAAGAGGCAAUGGAGAUUGCUUGGACCUUGUGAAGGACGCAAUGAAGGUGAUUGACUGCAAAAGCUAUCACGAUCUCCCUACCAGACCAAGAAAGUGCCUGGAAACCACUGUCAUUGUAUGCUGCCUCGAAGAGCAUAUCUUGGGAUUUUUUCCUCGCGAGGACAAGUUGUGUAGGAUAGGUAAAAACUCAUUUUCCCGGGCGUUUUCAAUUUGCAAUCCCCCUUCUCAACUGAUACCUUGUCAAGGCAAGCUAUAUUGUAUCUGCCCACCUUUGCAACGACUGAUAUGCUAUGAUCCACUCUCUAACAUUUGGAGGUCGCUUCCAUACCCAAAAGGCAGGAAUGUGCGGCAAAUAUUUGCUAGAAAUGAGGACGAAAUGUUCGCUUUGGUGUCGGAAUUCACGGAAAAUCACCCGAACGACGUUCCUCCGUACAUCUCGAAGUACAGACCCGAAUCAAACACUUGGGAAGAUAUAUCAUCAUUAAAGUUCACAAUGGUGAGUUUAUCUUCCCAAGAAGGAAUGUGCAUUUUAGCGAAAGACAGUUUUGUUUAUUUCAUUGGAGGAAGAAGAAUGCGAAACCACUGGAGGCGCCCAGUGCUGCCAAAUGUUUACAGGUACGAUCUCGUUAAAAAACAGGGGGACAAGCUAGCCAACUUGCAGAUAGAGAGAGCGUUUGCUUGCGCAGCUUCCGCGCACGGGAAAAUUUUUGUCACUGGCGGAAUUAAUCGUUAUAAAAUGAUAUCAAAUGCCUGUGAAGUCUACGAUGAAACAACGAACGAAUGGCAGUUUAUUGCAAGCUUGUACAUGCCUUCCGACGCGGUUCCACAGAUCUUGUCCGUGGACGAUGCACUGUAUGCAUUAGGACAUUUCUACGACAGCGACUCGCUAGGGACAAAGAUUGAGUGCUAUGACCCAGAUAAAGACGAAUGGAACGAAAGAACUGAAAUACCUUUGCGCGUUAACGCAACGGAGGCCCGAAAGUACCGUCUUUGCGACUGCUCUGACCGUGUAAACGCUUGUUCGUUGAGAAUUUUUAAGGGACUCCUUAGUGACUGCAAGGUUCAAAAGAAAGCUUCGGCUUCCCCUGUCGUGUCUCGUGACAAAGCCGAAACACCUUAUGCACGCAGGUGUUUAAUCCUGUGAACAAACCGAGUAACAAGUAAUUUUCACUCUUGGUUCUUUGUAAGAAUGGUCAUAAACAAUAGCCUCCAUUUAGCGCGAAAAUAUGCCCGGAUAUUUGUCCGCGGACAUUAUUUGUUCUGAGAAGCGAACAGGUUUCCGCGCAAAAUGGAUUAUAUCGUGUUUACUAACCUUCAAAUAUUUUUAGGACCAUACGCAGUUUUGAAAAUUGGGGAAUAUUAUAUUAUUAUUGAUUUAAUAUUUGCCCCAUACUGAUAUGCAAAAGAAAUGAACUAGUCAAUCCAAAUAAAACUAGAUUAAAGAGAAAAAGUGGCGAGAAGACCGAAAAGAAACUAUAAAGCAAGUAUAAAGCAUAUGUCUGUGCGGCCUCCAAUCGAUAUUAAAAGCUAUUAAAACUAAGAUUAACACAAGGCGUUGAGUCCAAAAGUGGUAUAGUUAUAUAGCAAGUUUUAUUAUAUGGCUAGCUCCGUGAGCGGGCAAGAUGAAUCAAAUCCUGCGCUGUGAU
This is a messenger RNA of Orbicella faveolata, 3184 nucleotides long. Its product is annotated as kelch-like protein 40. Lineage: Eukaryota; Metazoa; Cnidaria; Anthozoa; Scleractinia; Merulinidae. Gene Ontology annotation, molecular function: protein binding. The record is from RefSeq and is a predicted model, not a curated record.